Molecule: messenger RNA, 1330 nt
Organism: Sarcophilus harrisii (Tasmanian devil)
Lineage: Eukaryota; Metazoa; Chordata; Mammalia; Dasyuromorphia; Dasyuridae
Gene: RAB25
Product: RAB25, member RAS oncogene family
Exons: 5
Coding region: 267-908 (213 amino acids)
Biological process (GO): exocytosis
Cellular component (GO): recycling endosome
Molecular function (GO): GTPase activity; GTP binding
Source: RefSeq, a predicted model, not a curated record
UUCCUGUUCCUUGCUGCUUCCGUCCUCUCCUUGUGACCCGUCCCCUUUCUAAGUGGUUGAGAUUCCCCAGCCCACCAGUAGUGACGGAGCCUGCCCUUGUUCCUUCCCACUGCAAAGGCCAACUAUCCUCAAUGAGAAGAGGGUCAAGUCAAGUCCUCCAGAGAGCAGAGGGUUGAGGGGCACAGAGCCAACGCCCUAAUCCCAUUUUCUACCCACCCACCCCUCACUCCAACCGCACAUACUCACACACUCGAUGCGGGACCAAGAUGGGAAACGGAGCAGAAGAAGAUUAUAACUUUGUUUUCAAGGUGGUGCUGAUAGGGGAAUCUGGAGUGGGAAAGACCAACCUGUUGUCAAGAUUCACAAGAAAUGAGUUUAGCCAUGACAGUCGGACAACCAUCGGGGUGGAAUUUUCUACUCGAACUGUGCUGCUAGGAACAGCUGCUGUCAAAGCCCAAAUCUGGGACACAGCUGGGCUGGAACGAUACCGUGCCAUCACUUCAGCGUAUUACAGAGGGGCAGUUGGGGCCCUGCUGGUAUUUGACCUAACCAAACACCAGACCUACGCUGUGGUGGAGCGCUGGCUGAAGGAGCUCUAUGACCAUGCAGAGGCUACCAUCGUGGUCAUGCUAGUAGGCAAUAAGAGUGACCUGAGCCACGCCAGAGAGGUGCCCACGGAUGAGGCUCGCAUGUUUGCUGAAAAUAAUGGACUUCUGUUUCUUGAAACCUCAGCUCUUGACUCCACUAAUGUUGAGCUGGCCUUCGAAACUGUCCUUAAAGAGAUCUUCACCAAGGUGUCCAAGCAGCGGCAGAACAAUGCCCGUGCCAAUGCGAUCACUCUGGGCAGUGCCCAGCCUGGCCAAGAGCUGGGAUCUGAGGAGAAGAAGGCUUGCUGUAUCAGCCUCUGAAGACAGCCAGUGAUCUGAGUACCAUGUCCUGAAGCUUCUUUUGUUUGACCUGAAUUUCUUAUCAUACUCUCCCUGUGAGUCUCGGCCCUACAAGAUGAGGGGGGGACCCAAGAGUCUAGAAAGGCAUUCUUGGUCUGUGACUGACCACUUUCUUGGACUGUUAGGGGAGUUUCUAUAACCUAAUUUCACACCCCUUCCCUAUUAUUUCUGUAUGUCCCCCUCCUCUACACAAGAUUAACUAGCUUCUGGGAUAUUUCUGUGCCCUUUGAAAAGGUCAGCUGGCCAUAAGCACUUUGCUCUCAUUUACCCAGGAAUCCAGGAUUCUGUUGCCUGCUUUUUUUUUUGCUGUGUUCCCUUGAGCCCCUCCAGCAGUGCCCCACUCCCACAAGAUCCAACCAAUAAAACUGUUUUGUAACAAGGGC